Molecule: messenger RNA, 1301 nt
Organism: Cottoperca gobio
Lineage: Eukaryota; Metazoa; Chordata; Actinopteri; Perciformes; Bovichtidae
Product: non-structural maintenance of chromosomes element 3 homolog
Exons: 11
Coding region: 171-977 (268 amino acids)
Cellular component (GO): nucleus
Source: RefSeq, a predicted model, not a curated record
ACGUGAGCUUGGUUUUGUAAAGAGAGAGAAAAAAACAAACAUCCGGCGCGCGCAUUCUACGUCAUCAGCGGGCGCCUGAAAACCGCAGCAGCGGGAGUUUGACAGUUUGGUUUAGAAACUCAGUCGUUUCUAAACCAAAAGUUUGCAUUUAAACAAAGCAGUGUGUCGCCAUGACGCAGAGAAAGAGGCUGUCCAACACACAGAGCUCCUCUCAGAGCAAGAGACAACCGAGCAGCUCGGUGCCUCUGGAAGAAGAAGAUGACUCGACCUUCACUCAGCCGAGUACGUCGCAGGUACAGAAAGGGCUGGAGAAGUUCACACCUGCACAGGUAGACCAAAAGACAGCUGAGGUGGUGCAGUUUUUCUUGGUGAGGGACCAAAAGAAGAUUCCUGUACGGCGAGCAGACCUUGUGAAACACGUGGUGAAGGAGUACAGAAACAUCUACCCUGAGAUCAUGAAGAGAGCAGCACGUACUUUUGACCAGGUAUUUGGCCUUAAAAUGGUUGAAAUAGACGCCAAGAAUCACAUGUACAUACUCAUCAAUAAGUUGGAGACAGUUCAAGGAGCCUCUCCAGUCAAUAGCCCCGCCAAUCCAAAGAUGGGUCUGCUGUUUGUGAUCCUGAGUGUUAUUUUCAUGAAAGGAGGCGUCGUCAGAGAAAACCUCAUCUGGAACACGCUCAGGAAACUCCGAGUUGACGCCGGAGAGAAACACGAAGAGUUUGGUGACGUGAAGAAGGUGGUGACAGACGAGUUUGUGCGUCAAAGGUACCUGGAGUAUGGGCGGAUCCCUCACACGGAGCCAAUAGAGCAUGAGUUUCGUUGGGGUCAACGUGCUGAAGUGGAAGUGUCAAAAACCAAAAUCCUCGAGUUCAUGGGUCAACUUCAUGAACAGGACCCUGAGAGCUGGACCCAGCAGUACCGAGAAGCCCACGCCAUGUCCAACUCCACGCAGGCCAGCACCAGCAGCCAGAGAUAACUCUUCUAGUAUUACUUUUUCAUUUAAUUUAUUGUGGGCGUUGAUGCUGCAUCAGUGCCACAUCUUCUUUCUUUUUUUAAUGCGUUUGUGAGCAAAGUGAAGACAGAAAACAUUUUACAUUGUUUAAACUCAAUCAUUUCAAAUCCUCGUCACAUUUUACAUAUUUGUAUGUUCAUACUUUACCUUUUUAAUUCUUGAUGUCUCUUUAAAUAGGUUAAUUACAUCCAAUAUCACACAAUAAGUCAGGUAUCCAUUUUCCUUUUUAUUGCCUGUACUUUAAAAGGUAUUUGUUCACGUUCAGAAAAUAAAAUCUUUUAUAGUUGA